Molecule: messenger RNA, 804 nt
Organism: Babjeviella inositovora NRRL Y-12698
Lineage: Eukaryota; Fungi; Ascomycota; Pichiomycetes; Serinales
Gene: TRP1
Product: phosphoribosylanthranilate isomerase
Exons: 1
Coding region: 1-804 (267 amino acids)
Biological process (GO): L-tryptophan biosynthetic process
Molecular function (GO): phosphoribosylanthranilate isomerase activity
Source: RefSeq, a predicted model, not a curated record
AUGGCAUCACUUCCAUUGGUAAAAAUCUGCGGUCUCCAAUCAGUCGAAGCGGCCCAGGUGGCCCUCGACUCCGGUGCCGACUUGCUUGGGAUCAUUCUCGUGCCCGGCCGUUCACGGACCAUCGAUACGGCUGUGGCCCAGCAAAUUGCGCAGUUGGUACAGAGAAAAAGGCGCAAGAAUGCUGUUGCCUCCACCAAAUUGAUAAAGACUGUCAACGCCACCUAUGACGAAAAUGCCGACCCGGACCACGUCUAUUUCCAGACCAUUGCACAGGCGCUCAUCCACAACGGCCCCUACUUGGUAGGAGUCGUGCAGAAUCAGACGAUUGGGCUGAUAAAUAAGCUCGCCAUUACCAUAGGGCUUGACUUUAUCCAAAUUCACGGCAAGGAGUCGCGCUCGCGCGCCUCCAUUGCGCAGUACGUUGUGCCUGUGAUCAGCCGCGUUGUACUCACCAACGACAACUUAGCGGACCUCCAGAGAGAACAGACUCUGGUGGAGGAUAACCACUUGAACCUUUCUUUGGCGUGCACCCCGCGUAACCACGCACUUGUGUUGAUGGACAGCGAGGUGGGCGGUGAAGGAAAGACCAUUGACUGGAGCUCGUGCGCGCGCUUCUACGAGCUCAGCAAGACUAAAUACAUUUUGGCAGGCGGAUUAACGCCGGAUAACGUACAAGCCGCGUUGGAAGAGAAUUCCGCGGGGGUGUUGGGCGUGGACGUCAGCGGCGGCGUGGAAACUGACGGCAAGAAGGAUAUGCGUAAAAUCAGACAGUUUGUCGAAAACGCCAAGGCGUGGGGGAAGUAA